AUGGAAAAGGAUAGUAAGAAGCCUGUGAUAUUCACUGUUAUUGGAAUAUUCGUAUUUUCUGUAUUAUUGAGACUAGUUACUGGUCCAAAUGCAGUUUUGCCAUCUCCAUGGAACUAUAUUUCGCAAUAUGUUGGCUGGCUCUAUUUUUGUGCCUGGAGUAUUUCGUUUUACCCGCAGAUCUUCCUCAACUAUACUAGGAAAUCAGUGGUUGGCUUAUCAUUCGAUUUUUUGGCAUAUAACCUGGUUGCUUUUUCUUGCUACACUGUGUACAACUUCUCUCUGCUCUAUGUUCCGGAGAUCCGACAAGAGUACCAGGAGAUGUACCAUCAGCAUGUUCCUGUGGUUGUAAACGACUUAUUCUUCUCUGCUCAUGCCAUGCUCGUUACGUCCUUUACGAUUUUCCAGUGUUUUAUUUACGAGCGGAAAGAGCAGCGAGUGAGCAAAGUGGCCAUUUCUAUUCUUUGUUCCAUUUUCCUUCUUAUUCUGCUCUGUAUCCUUGGGACAGCCUUCCACGUGGUUUCUUGGCUGACUCCGCUGAUCAUUCUGAUCGUUUUUUCCAACAUUAAGCUGGUCAUCAGCUUCAUCAAGUACAUUCCUCAGUUGAUGCUGAACUGCCGGCGGAAAUCGACAUAUCCUUUCUAUGUGCGCGCUGAGGUCGCUUAA
Molecule: messenger RNA, 663 nt
Organism: Blastocystis hominis
Lineage: Eukaryota; Bigyra; Opalinata; Blastocystidae
Exons: 4
Coding region: 1-663 (220 amino acids)
Biological process (GO): L-cystine transport
Cellular component (GO): vacuolar membrane
Molecular function (GO): L-cystine transmembrane transporter activity
Source: RefSeq, a predicted model, not a curated record